AUCAUGCUUGGCGAGGGAACGUCAGCUACAUUGGCUGUUGACCAUAAUAUUUGUUCCAUUGUUGGGAAAGAUGUCGAUAAAAAUCGAAGAAUAAGACAAAUAAUAACAAAGCAGUAAUCCAACCUGGAUAAUUUGAAGAGUGAGUGAGGAAGAAUGCGGCUACUAUUCUACACGAACCAAAUACAAAUUUUCGGAAGAUGUAAUGGUUAAGUAGUGGGGAUAAUUACUUAUAUAUGGGGCUGAAAUUUUUGAAGAUAGCUAAGUAUACUUUGCCUCGCCGUUCUCAAGAAAGGAUACGUGUGUCUAGACCUACUGUGUGUGAGCUGUCUGACGAAAGAUUGCAUAAAAUAAAGAGUUUUUGUUGAAAAAAUACAUUUACAAUUUAAGAUGUGCCAAAAAAUAUCUAAUCAGUGGUUAGUUUACAGUUUUGUUAAAUAAUAUUAUCAUUACGAUUAAAGACAAUUUCGCCGAAUAAAGUUACGAGCCUAGAAAAAUAUUAUUCGAAAAGGAAUGAUGUCUCUGUUAUUUGCGCAAAUUAUCAUCUCAAUUUUUUUUACUCCUGGAAACGCCUUCUGGUGGAGCAAUUCUGCAUCAACAGAAUCAACACCGGUCCUGAAGCAAAUACCUGUGGGUUAUUUUCGAACUUACACAUAUCAACCGCUAACCUAUCCACCACGUUACUCACCGUUCCCUUCUGUUGCAACAAAUCAAUACCCAUAUGAUCAUUCAAACAUCGGAUGGGCUCAAUAUAAUGCCCCACAUCCUCCCAUAGUUCCCGUGAAACCACAACCUCUAACUACCCCGCCGACAACUACAACAUCAACUUCUACCUCUGCUCCACAGUAUCAACAAAAUGAAUCAUCAGCCGCACAAUCUGCUUCGAACUCCAAUAAUCAGCAACAAAACACUUAUUCUUCAUUGCCUAUAAUAGAAAUACAGCCAGGGAUCCAAGCUCCGCCUGCCAAAAUUCCUUCAUACCAUCAGAUAAGUCCUGAUCCUGAAUUAUCCAGUUACCAAUAUUUUCCAGGAACCGUAUCACAAUCGGUGCCCCAAGUUCAAUUUGUUCCUUGCAUGUGUCCCGUAACGAUAUCAGUUGGAGCACGAGACAUGUCAGAGAACCGGGCUAUAUCAGAUAAUGACGAUUAUUUGCAAAGAGAUGACAGUGAUGAUUCAACACUUCUUAAAGAUUGAAUAGAAACAUAUU
Molecule: messenger RNA, 1204 nt
Organism: Hermetia illucens (black soldier fly)
Lineage: Eukaryota; Metazoa; Arthropoda; Insecta; Diptera; Stratiomyidae
Exons: 2
Coding region: 511-1191 (226 amino acids)
Biological process (GO): microtubule-based movement
Molecular function (GO): microtubule motor activity; ATP binding; microtubule binding
Source: RefSeq, a predicted model, not a curated record